Molecule: messenger RNA, 2406 nt
Organism: Drosophila novamexicana
Lineage: Eukaryota; Metazoa; Arthropoda; Insecta; Diptera; Drosophilidae
Gene: cactin
Product: cactin
Exons: 1
Coding region: 37-2325 (762 amino acids)
Biological process (GO): mRNA cis splicing, via spliceosome
Cellular component (GO): spliceosomal complex; cytoplasm
Molecular function (GO): protein binding
Source: RefSeq, a predicted model, not a curated record
GUUUAUUACAAACGUUUAACAUUUCGGUACCUAAAUAUGCCCAAGGAAAAAUCGCGACGUCGCAGUCGCAGUCGCAGUCGUAGCAAGGACAGGAAAAGCUCACGGACUCACAGUUCUAAGCACAAGCACAAACGUAGCCACGACAAGCAUCGGGACAGAUCCACAAGUGAGCUCGAACGUGGGCGGGAGAAGGAACGGGAACAAGAACGAGAUAGAAAUCACCACAAGCGGAGAGAGCACCGCAGCAGAAGCCGUGAUCGAAGCAGUAGGAGGCACAAAGAGCAGAAGCAGCCACGACGCAAAGAGCAUCGGACACGGUCUUCCUCAUCAUCAAGCUCAUCCACGUCCACAUCAGCUUCGUCGUCCUCGUCAGCGUCUAAGCGACGGGAUCGCGCUGCAGGCGAAAGAGCAGUAGGUAAGCGCAGUCCCGAAAUGAAUUCAAUAAAGCUGCUACAAACGCUGGAGGAGCGCCGCUUGCGGGAACAGCAGGAACGCCAGCGUUUAAAGGAGGAGCUGAAGGCCAAGGAGACGCCCGAGGAGAAGCGUGCACGUCGCCUGCGCGAAAAGCAGGCCAAAGAGCAGCGGCGACGCCAGCGCAUGGGCUGGGAUAACGAGUACCAAACGUACUCCAACGAGGACAACCCAUUCGGCGACUCCAAUCUGACCUCCACCUUCCACUGGGGCAAGAAACUCGAGGUCGAGGGUCUGUCCAAUCUAUCCAGCAAGACGGUCGAAGUGCUGUCGCUGCAGAAGCAACUGGAGAAUCGUCGCGAACUGGAGAAGGUCAAAAAGCUGCGUCAAGAGCGCGAAUUGGAGCGGCAAUCGCGCGAGGACGACGCCAUGCAACAGCAGCGUGCCAAGGAAGCGGUUCAAUUCCGCGAGUGGCAGCGUCAUGAGGACCAGUUCCAUCUGGAGCAGGCGCGUCUGCGCAGCGAGAUUCGCAUACGCGACGGACGUGCCAAACCAAUCGAUCUGCUUGCCCAGUACGUAUCCGCUACCAACACAGAGGCUGAACUGGAGGAUGCCCUGGAGAUGCAAAUGCACGAGCCAUACAUGCUGCUGCACGGCCUGAACAUAGACGAACUGGAGGAUCUGCUGGUCGACAUCAAGGUGUACGAGGAGCUGGAGCAGGGCAAGCACAUGGACUUCUGGAACGAUAUGGUCACCAUUGUGCAGGAUGAGCUACAGAAGCAGCACAAGAUUCAGCAGAGCGAGGCGAAUUCGCUGAACCAGCGUCGCGAUGGCAUACACCAGAGCGUUGUCAAGGAUGUGGCGGACAUCUUUCGCGGCAAGAACGCCAAACAGCUGGAGGAGAUGCGCGCCCGCAUCGAGGCCAAGAUAAGCGGUCGUGCCGAUGGCGUUGACAUUAGCUACUGGGAGAGCCUACUCUCGCAGCUGAAGGCGCACAUGGCACGUGCCCGUCUGCGGGAUUGUCACCAGGCACUGCUGCGCGAGAAGCUGCAGCUUUUGAAGCGUGACAACGAUCCACCAAAUGUCGUUGAGAUCGUCUCACCAUCUGCCUCGCUGUCUAUAAAGCAAGAGUCGGACCAAGAGGAGCAGGAGGAGCACGAGGAGGAGGCUGGACAGCAACAGGAGACGUCAGAGGCGGACGAGCACAACUUUGAUAGCCCGCUAAGGGAGCUGGAGAACUCGUGCCAAAUUUACAAACAGCUCAACUAUAGUCCCACCUAUAUACGCGAGGAGGAUUUCAGCGGUCGCCGUCUGACCGCCGCCGAUGAGGACAACAUCGAUGGCGGCCUGUACGCGGACAGCGAUGAUGAGCGGCGCGUGCAGCGCCAGCGUUUGCUGUUCGUGCAUCCGGAACGCGUAGACCUGGCAAUGCUGACGCCUCAAGAGCUGCGCAUGCGCGGCGAGGCGCGCAAGGGCAUGCAGGGCGACGAGGCUGAGUUCAGUGUGGAGACCACACUGGAUGCAGUGCCUCAGCUGGCCACCGAUAAGUAUCGGCCGCGCAAGCCGCGCUACUUUAAUCGCGUGCACACGGGCUUUGAGUGGAACAAAUACAAUCAGACGCAUUACGACAUGGACAAUCCGCCGCCAAAGAUUGUGCAGGGCUACAAGUUUAACAUAUUCUAUCCGGAUCUCAUGGACAAAUCGCAGACGCCGCAAUACUUUCUCACCCCCUGUGCGGACAAUGCUGACUUUGCGGUGCUCCGCUUCCACACGGGUCCACCCUACGAAGACAUCGCCUUCAAGAUCGUCAACCGCGAGUGGGAGUUCAGCUACAAGCGCGGUUUCCGUUGCCAGUUCCACAACAACAUCUUUCAGCUUUGGUUCCACUUCAAACGCUAUCGCUAUAGGCGCUAAGCCCACUUUAUUGUGUUGUCCUUUAGCUGUUUUUUUUUCUUUUUUAAUAUAAAAUAAAUAUAUUUGUCUCUAAAAACUCAU